Messenger RNA from Penicillium chermesinum, 1395 nucleotides. Its product is annotated as WD40 repeat domain-containing protein. The transcript is spliced from 3 exons. Lineage: Eukaryota; Fungi; Ascomycota; Eurotiomycetes; Eurotiales; Aspergillaceae. The record is from RefSeq and is a predicted model, not a curated record. Bases 1 to 1395 code for a protein of 464 amino acids. Gene Ontology annotation, molecular function: protein binding.
AUGAGCCAACUCCUCACGGCGCGGCAGGCGGAGGAGCUACACAAGUCAAUUAUCGCCUAUUUCGCUUCGGUGAACUUGCCUCAGAGCUCCGCAGCACUACGAGAAGAGCUUGGCGACUCGGUCACGCUCGACGACUCUACGCUGAAGAAAUAUGAAGGGCUGUUAGAGAAGAAAUGGACCAGCGUGGUUCGAUUACAAAAAAAGAUCAUGGACCUGGAAUCACGAUGCGCCGCCCUCCAGACAGAACUAGAUACCGCGACCCCCACGUCAUUGUCUCAGAAGAAUAAGGAUCCCGCCUCUUGGCUGCCGCGAGCGCCUGCUCGCCACGAUCUCGAGUCGCACCGUGAACCCGUGACCUGUGUCGCCUUCCAUCCCAUUUUCUCCUCCCUCGCGUCCGGUUCAGAAGAUACCACCAUCAAGAUCUGGGAUUGGGAACUCGGCGAGCUCGAACGUACUGUCAAAGGCCACACGAGAGCUGUCUUGGAUGUGGAUUACGGUGGCCCGCGAGGAGGAACUCUCCUUGCUUCGUGUUCAUCUGAUUUGUCGAUCAAGCUAUGGGACCCGGCUGAUGAGUAUAAGAAUAUUCGAACUCUGCCGGGCCACGACCACAGUGUGUCCGCGGUCCGCUUUGUUCCAUCAGGAGCUGCUGGAUCUCCCAUGUCCGGGAACCUGUUAGUAUCUGCAUCCCGCGAUAAGACGCUCAAGAUAUGGGAUGUGACAACGGGAUACUGCGUCAAAACACUGGACGGGCACUCUGCAUGGGUACGAGAUGUCGUGCCGUCUCCAGACGGUCGGUUCCUCUUCUCCGCAGGCGAUGAUCAAGUUCCACGCCUAUGGGAGAUCUCGUCGGGGGAAACUAGGGCAACAUUCUUGGGCCAUGAACACUACAUCGAGUGUGUAGCCUUUGCCCCUGCGACAAGCUAUCCACAUCUUGCGCCUCUUGCUGGACAAAAGAAGCCGCCACCGGCAUCGUCAGCCGCCGAGUUCGUAGCCUCCGGCGGGCGUGACAAAACCGUGCGCCUCUGGGACGCACGAGGCAACUUGCUCAAGACCCUGGUCGGCCACGACAAUUGGGUUCGAGGACUGGCUUUCCAUCCCGGUGGAAAGUACCUCCUUUCCGUCUCAGAUGAUAAAACAAUUCGAUGCUGGGAUCUGACUCAAGAGUGCAAAUGUGUUCGCACGAUCGAGGCCCACGGACACUUCGUUAGUGCCAUUCGCUGGGCUCCUCCGUUGAUCAAGGAGAGUGCUCCUAACGGUGAGGCUGGAGCAAAUGGCAGCGCAGAGGGUGGACCAAACGGAGUUAAAAACGAUCCCAAGGCAGCGACGAAACUUUCUAUCCGCUGCGUCCUAGCAACCGGUAGUGUGGACCUCAAAGUGAAGGUUUUCGCAUCAUGA